Molecule: messenger RNA, 1152 nt
Organism: Xylona heveae TC161
Lineage: Eukaryota; Fungi; Ascomycota; Xylonomycetes; Xylonales; Xylonaceae
Product: mitochondrial carrier
Exons: 6
Coding region: 1-1152 (383 amino acids)
Biological process (GO): mitochondrial phosphate ion transmembrane transport
Cellular component (GO): mitochondrial inner membrane
Molecular function (GO): phosphate transmembrane transporter activity
Source: RefSeq, a predicted model, not a curated record
AUGAUGUUCCCAUCUCAAUCAACGCUGGACAACACCUUUGCGGCUCGGGCCGGCUUUGGCUUGUCAAUGGCCCAGCCUGCUCCUGAAAAGCCAAGUAAAUACCAGGCUAGGCAGGAUCUCUACUCCGCCUGGAGUGCCGUGGACGAUGUCAAAUCAAAGGCUGGCCAGUUGAGCAAGGAGGCCGCUAGAGAACUUGAAAUUGCGAGCCAGAAGGCCCAAUCCAAGGCGGGCAAGCUUGAGAUGUAUUCAACCAAGUACUACCUCGCCUGUAUCACUGGUGGUCUGCUGGCUUGUGGUCUCACCCACACAGCCGUCACUCCGUUGGAUCUUGUCAAAUGUCGCCGUCAGGUCGACUCCAAGUUGUAUAAAGGAAACUUCGAGGCUUGGGGCAAAAUCGCCCGGGCUGAAGGUGUCCGCGGCAUCUAUACUGGUUGGGGCCCUACCUUUUGGGGUUACUCUGCCCAAGGAGCGUUUAAAUAUGGAGGCUAUGAAUACUUCAAGAAGACCUACUCCGAUCUCGCUGGCCCCGACUAUGCUCAUCGUUACAAUACUUGGAUCUAUCUUGCUGCCAGUGCUUCGGCAGAGUUUAUCGCUGAUGUUGCUCUUUGUCCCUUUGAGGCUGUCAAAGUCCGGAUGCAGACUACCAUUCCACCGUUUGCCAGCGGAACUGUCAAUGGCCUAAGUCAGAUUACUGGAAAGGAAGGUUUUGGCGGGCUUUACAAGGGUCUUUAUCCUCUCUGGGGUCGUCAGAUUCCCUACACUAUGAUGAAGUUUGCUUCGUUUGAAACCAUUGUGGCAAUGAUCUACGACUACCUCCCUGGCACAAAGGACGACUACAGCAAGCCUGCGCAGGCAGGUGUCUCUUUUACCGGCGGUUAUCUUGCUGGCAUUCUCUGCGCCGUUGUCUCCCACCCCGCCGACGUGAUGGUCAGCAAGCUUAAUGCCGUUCGUCAACCCGGCGAGGCUUUCGGUGCUGUUAUUAGCCGCAUCUACGCCGACAUUGGCUUUGCUGGACUUUGGAACGGUCUCCCGGUCAGAAUCGUCAUGAUUGGUACCCUUACUGGUCUCCAAUGGAUGAUUUACGAUUAUUUCAAGAUCUACAUGGGAUUCCCUACCACGGGAGGAACUGCUCCUCCUGCGGAGAAGAAGUAG